Panicum hallii is the source of this 426-nucleotide messenger RNA. RefSeq names its product 60 kDa jasmonate-induced protein-like. Gene Ontology annotation, molecular function: rRNA N-glycosylase activity. The record is from RefSeq and is a predicted model, not a curated record. Bases 1 to 426 code for a protein of 141 amino acids. Gene Ontology annotation, biological process: negative regulation of translation. The transcript is spliced from 2 exons. NCBI's taxonomy places the organism in Eukaryota, Viridiplantae, Streptophyta, Magnoliopsida, Poales, Poaceae.
AUGGCGCCUCCAGAUUUUGCCCCGUCUGAGGAAGUGCCUUUCAACGUCAGGGCGGACUCGCGAGCGUACACAGCGUUCAUAACGACUCUCCAGGACGCUCUAGCGGGCACCAAUCCUGCCAGGGUGCGAGACCGCCCCGUGUUGGCCGAGCAGACCGGCGAGACCAAGCAGCCGCCGAAAUGGAUCCACGUCGUGCUCAAUGGCGACGACGGCGCGGCACCCAAGGUGGCCAUCCGGAGCGACAACGCCUACAUCGUUGCUUCGCCAACCGGCCCAAGGGAAGCACUGAAGACGUAUGGUUCCAGCUCAGCCCGAAGGACUGCAAGCAGCCUCUUCAAGGGCGCGAAGAUGCUCGGCUUCGAUGGCCAAUACAAGACGCUGGUCGGCGCCCUGGGCGUCAAAGGUCUGCCCAAAUGCAUUACCUAG